CAUGAGGACAUUGGUAUUGUUACUUGUGGCUUUAAUAGCCGUCGCUCAAGCCGUGUCAAUUUAUGAUUCUACGGCUCGGGAAUGGAAUACUUUUAAGGCCGAACAUGGAAAGAGCUACACGAAUGAAAUCCAAGAAAAAUCGCGAUUGAAAAUCUUCAUGGAACAUAAGCAAAAAAUUGCUGAGCACAACGCAAUGUUCGAGCAAGGAUUAGUCACCUACAAACUAGGACUUAACAAAUACUCCGACAUGACACAUCAUGAAUUCGUGCGCACAAUGAACGGCUUCAACAAGUCGAGAUCAGGAAUACCUGACAGUUCCAAAACGAUGAAAGCAGCGCGAUUCGCGUCGCCAGCACACGUGCAACUGCCUGCGAGUGUAGACUGGAGAAAGGAAGGUGCCGUCACCGAUGUCAUGGAUCAAGGGUUCUGCGGUUCAUGCUGGGCAUUCUCAGCAACGGGUGCACUGGAAGGCCAACACUUCCGCAAGACCGGUAAAUUGGUAUCCUUGAGCGAGCAAAAUCUUCUCGACUGCUCGGGUAGUUACGGUAACUAUGGUUGCGUCGGUGGUUUCAUGCAACAUGCCUUCAACUACAUCAAGGACAAUAAAGGUAUCGAUACCGAGAAGACAUACCCUUACGAAGCUAGUGAAAAAUAUUGCCGUUACGACCCACGCAACAGCGGCGCCGAGGAUGUCGGUUUCGUGGGCAUUCGCACUGGGGACGAACAACAGCUCAUGGAGGCUGUUGCCACUAUUGGCCCGAUUGCCGUCGCUAUGGAUGCAUCUCACUUUAGCUUCCAAAACUACAGAUCUGGUGAGCUUAGCCGAAGUUGUAAAUAAUGUUUAUCCACAGGGAUCUAUUACGAGCCAAAAUGUCAGAACCAAGACCUUGAUCAUGCGGUCCUCAUAGUUGGCUAUGGUACCACUGAAAACGGAAUAAAUUACUGGCUGGUAAAGAACAGUUGGGGACAUAGUUGGGGAGAGAAUGGUUACUUUAAGAUAUCACGUAACAAGAAUAACCAUUGCGGUAUCGCUACUGAUGCCAGUUAUCCUCUUAUAAAAUCUUUUAUCAUGAAGAUAUUAGUAGUUUUACUUGUGGCCUUGGUUGCUGUCACUCAGGCUGUAUCUAUCAAUGAUCUGAUAUCAGCAGAAUGGACUAAUUUCAAGGUACAACAUAAAAAAAUCUACCAAAAUGAGAUUGAAGAAAAGUUCAGAAUGAAGAUCUUCAUGGAAAAUAAACAUCAUAUUGCAAAGCACAAUUCCAAGUAUGAGCAGGGUCUGAUACCAUUUAAAUUGGGAAUGAACAAAUAUGCUGAUAUGCUUCAUCAUGAAUUUGUACAUACCAUGAAUGGAUUUAACAAGACUAAGCCAGGUAUGCUCCAAAGUUAUCAAAAACCAGUAGGAGCUAAAUUCAUUGCCCCAGCUCAUGUUGAACUGCCAAAGAGUGUAGACUGGAGGCAAGAAAGAGCUGUUACAGAAGUUAAGGACCAAGGACACUGUGGUUCAUGCUGGUCUUUUUCAGCAACUGGUGCACUGGAAGGACAGCACUUUAGACAAACAGGCAAAUUGGUAUCCUUGAGUGAACAGAAUCUUAUUGACUGUUCGGGUAAAUACGGUAACAAUGGUUGCAAUGGUGGUCUCAUGGAUAAUGCCUUCAGAUAUAUCAAAGACAACAAGGGUAUCGAUACCGAGAACACUUACCCCUAUGAGGCCGAGGAUGACGUGUGUCGUUAUAACCCAAGAAACAGCGGUGCCGAUGACGUUGGUUUCGUCGAUAUUCCAGAGGGAGAUGAAGAAAAACUCAAGGCAGCUGUUGCCACCAUUGGUCCAAUUUCUGUUGCCAUUGAUGCUUCUCACCAGAGCUUCCAACUCUAUCAAUCUGGUGUAUAUUUAGAACCUGAAUGUUCGUCGACUGAACUUGACCACGGAGUUCUUAUAGUCGGCUAUGGCACGGAUGAAAUUGGCCAGGACUAUUGGCUCGUGAAGAAUAGUUGGGGGCCAGGUUGGGGUGACAAAGGAUAUAUCAAGAUGGCUCGAAACAAGGAGAACCACUGUGGCAUUGCUUCGUCGGCCAGUUAUCCUCUCGUUUAAGGAUACUUAAAUCACAUUAUCGUCUCUUCAUAAUCGGCGUUGUAAAUAUGAUUUUUUAAGUAUUUCCAAUGUUGUAUCUCGUUUGCCUCGUUCGACUCUUUUUUUUUUACUAGCAUUAAAUACACAUACAUGACGUUAGCGUAGGGUAAAUUGUUUUCCUUUAACGAUAUUUAAGCACUUUAUUGUGAUUUUUGUCUUUUUUAUGAAUGUGUAAUGACAUUUUAGGAAAUAUUAAGUUUUAUCUCAAUAUGUGUUUGUUUACUAUUCAUUACCAUGAUACAUCGUUAUAUCGACUCCUUUUUUUAUAUUUAUGCAAUCACAGAAAAAAAACACUUAAUUUCUUUCUUUGUAUUUUGAAUAUACUUAUGUAAUUCGAAAUAAAAAA
Molecule: messenger RNA, 2474 nt
Organism: Phymastichus coffea
Lineage: Eukaryota; Metazoa; Arthropoda; Insecta; Hymenoptera; Eulophidae
Exons: 10
Biological process (GO): immune response
Cellular component (GO): lysosome
Molecular function (GO): cysteine-type endopeptidase activity
Source: RefSeq, a predicted model, not a curated record